AUGGUCAAACAGACCACUUUUAUCGACACCCAAGACGGGCUCAAGGGUCUCGUCGAUCUCAUAGCACGGCAGGAAACCUGGAUGGGGGACUUUAAGCCCCUGCUCUACACAGAUCUGGAAGGCAAAAAGCUCAGCCGCCAUGGUACAAUAUCCCUCAUGACCGUGCUUGUUGCUUCCGGUCACGGUUUGAUGUCUCCACACGUCAUAGACAUCCAUCCUCUUGGCUCUGUAGCCUUCUCCACGACCGGACAGCGUGGAAAUAGUCUCAAAGACAUAUUAGAGUCGCCACAGAUCAUCAAAGCAUUCUUCGACGUGCGAAAUGACUCGGACGCAUUCAAUGCUCAUUACGGAGUCAGGCUACAGGGUGUCCGGGAUAUUUAG
This is a messenger RNA of Aspergillus aculeatinus CBS 121060, 381 nucleotides long. RefSeq lists its product as uncharacterized. Bases 1 to 381 code for a protein of 126 amino acids. The record is from RefSeq and is a predicted model, not a curated record. Gene Ontology annotation, molecular function: nucleic acid binding. Lineage: Eukaryota; Fungi; Ascomycota; Eurotiomycetes; Eurotiales; Aspergillaceae. The transcript has a single exon.